AUGGUGGGUGCACGGGGGCAGCCGCUGUGCGGCUUGGCUUGCGUCCUCGUGACACUGGUAUGGGUGCAGAUGAUUGGAAGCAUGGGGGGUGCCGCGAUUGGGGCCAACGCGUUGCGCGCGGUCAACGUGUCCAACACCGCGCUGCCGCGCGAUCAGCUGGGUCAGCGCCUGCUCACGGGCGAAGCCGACGUCCUCGAACAUGAGGGCACCUACUAUUUCUAUUUCAACAAUUGGGGCGGGUGCCCGGGCGUUGACUGCUGCGCCACCGGCAACUGUGCCACCUGCUGCUUCACCGCCCGCCCCUACACGGAUCCCUGCGUCUACACGGCCAACCACACGGUCGUCGUCUACGCCACGCAGGACUUUGCCAACUUCACCUACCUCGGUGUCGCCCUUCCCACCUCAGCUCGCCCCGAACCCCGCAUCGAGUUUCGCCCCCACGUCGUUUACAACGCCCGCGACGCCCGCUUUGUCAUGUGGUAUGAGAGCCGCAUCAUCGGCGGUGCCAGCAUGUACGCCGUGGCCGUUAGCGAGACCCCCCAGGGCCCCUUCACCACGCUCACCGAAAACGUUGCCAUGGCCGGCUCGGGCCGCAUCGGCGACUAUGAUAUUUUCGUUGACGAUGACGGCAUCGCCUAUCACGUGCGCACCGGCUUCGUCGUCGAGCAACUCACCGCCAACUAUACGGCCAGCACCGGCAACUUUACCACCUUCUCCACCCCGCAAGCCGCCGAAGCCCCCAUCAUGUUCAAGCGCCAGGGCACCUACUACAUGAUUGCCGGCACCGGCUGCUGUGCCUGCCGGGGUGGCUCCACCAUCUAUCUCUUUGCUGCCUCGCACCCCUUGAGCACCUACACCUAUCUCGGGGACUUUGGCAGCAACACCACCCAUGCCUUUGAUCCCGCCUCCCCCUGGAACUACGUCACCCGCAGCCAGCCCACUGCCGUUUUUCGCGUCCCCAGUCCCACCCGUGCCGCCUCCAUGGGAUCGGAAACCCUGUCCCACGACGACCAGUACAUCUUUCUCGGUAAUCAGUGGGUAACGGCCGCUGAGCCAGGCCACCCCCGCAAUCACGACCUGCUCUACUGGAGCCAGCUCUCCUUCACCGCCAACAACUCGAUUGAGCACCUCCAGUGGCAGGACGCAGCCACCAUUCAUCUCCCUUGA
Molecule: messenger RNA, 1167 nt
Organism: Monosiga brevicollis MX1
Lineage: Eukaryota; Choanoflagellata; Craspedida; Salpingoecidae
Exons: 1
Coding region: 1-1167 (388 amino acids)
Biological process (GO): carbohydrate metabolic process
Molecular function (GO): hydrolase activity, hydrolyzing O-glycosyl compounds
Source: RefSeq, a predicted model, not a curated record